UUACCACAAGCAACUGCUGAAACUAUUCAAGCGGAAAAUAUUAACUGUGACGAUCCUUUUUGUAAUUGCAAUAAUGAUGACACUUCCGUGGUGAAUAAUAAUUUUCCUGCAAAUACGACCAUUCCUCUUUAUCAUAAUCAAUCUAUAUCUCACAGCACUUCAAAAAAUAACGAUAUUAUUUCUCCUGGCAAUGCUAAUUAUCAUCAGCAACAAAUUUUCAAUGAUGUUUCAAACAAUAAUAUAAAUAUCUCUCCUAAUAACAAAUAUCAGCAAUCCAUCUCUAACAAUACUUCCCCUCCGCAAAUUCACUCGCAAUACAUUGAUCAAAAUCCACUUCAAACUAAUGCCUUUCCUUCACUUAAUUCACUUGGUAUUGUUAUAAAUUCUCCUCAAACGUACAUUGUUAUUAUGCCAGCACCGGUGACUAGUAAUCCAAACAGUCAACAAGAUAGUAGUUAUCCGAAUCAUUCUAUCCGUCAAUAA
Molecule: messenger RNA, 483 nt
Organism: Rhizophagus irregularis DAOM 181602=DAOM 197198
Lineage: Eukaryota; Fungi; Glomeromycota; Glomeromycetes; Glomerales; Glomeraceae
Source: RefSeq, a predicted model, not a curated record